Cherax quadricarinatus is the source of this 1172-nucleotide messenger RNA. RefSeq lists its product as uncharacterized. Lineage: Eukaryota; Metazoa; Arthropoda; Malacostraca; Decapoda; Parastacidae. The record is from RefSeq and is a predicted model, not a curated record.
AGUGGAGUCUGGUGUGAUGGCGGUGUUGGUGUAACUUACUCAAGUAACGGCGCUCACAACCAGAGGAAAAUAGCGGAUUUUUAUUGUUUCCUCUAGUAGCAACAGUAAUGAAGCUCAGUGCUGCUUGAGAGCAAAACCAUGAUGAUUUUAUUUAAAAUCAGAUUCACUUAACGUUAUCAAAGGUCAACCCUGGUAAUGCUACAUUGGAACAUUACUGUUUGUGUUAUUGAGAAAGUUUAUAAAGGCAAAGUAUUCGUUGUUCAUCCUAUGAGAGGCAAGAUGGGCGUGUGUUCUGGCCCGUGUGGACCAACCUGAGGGGCUCAGUCUAGCUGCACCUUCAUUACUGUCUGGUACUUCUCGAAGUUCCUUCCCAAGACAGUGCUUUAGAGAGGAUGCGCGUGACAUAUUUGAUUUUGGCAUGGGCAACAUGGGUGUGUGUAGGCAUGAUGGUGAGUGAAGGUGGAGGUGUAGCCAAGACGCUGCCCGAGGCUGGAGAGAGGCUCAGAGCUCUGCAGGCUAAGCUGUCGAAGCUGUCAGGACGACCAGAGAUGCUAAUGCGUGAAAGUCUGCCGGACCAUGUUACCCAGGUGUGGUCGUCAUGGCAGGUCGGCGGGGCUGGAGCGUCCACUAAGAGGUUCCUGGAACUGAAAUCACCAGGAGACAAGAUGCGCGCCAUCAGAGACAGACUCGUGCAGAGGAUCAUGAAGGAAGCCAAGCAGUUACCUUCUAGCAGUCAGUCCAUCACGUCGAUUGCCUUCCUCGCCUUCGGAGUGAAACUCUUCGACGUGCUGAGAGACUCCAUGUUUGGGAGCACCGGUAUGAUGAAGAUGGGAGGUGACGGUGACACUGCCCAGGCCAGGGUCGCUAUUCUGCCUGGCUUGGGGCUCUUCGGUGACAACCUCAAUAAUCUGGCUGAGAUCGUCUUGAAUACGAUCACCAUUUAUCUCUACAGAGAUGAGAGCCCUGACUGCGGAGAGCGGCUACUGUGUGAAAGUAACCAGCAAGCGGUGAGCCGAGGACUGCUGGAUUCCUUCGUCACCUACAUCAGCGGGUUCGCCGUCUCCUUCCUGCUACACGAAGCUCCUCUCUCCCGCAACCUGGAAGCCAUGAGGGCCGGCAGAAAAGGUUACAACUGCAUAGAGCUCUACCCACACUGCUCCAUUACUCUCUGA